Messenger RNA from Aspergillus pseudonomiae, 1306 nucleotides. RefSeq lists its product as uncharacterized. Gene Ontology annotation, molecular function: ubiquitin protein ligase activity. The transcript has a single exon. The coding region runs from base 162 to 1184 and encodes 340 amino acids. Lineage: Eukaryota; Fungi; Ascomycota; Eurotiomycetes; Eurotiales; Aspergillaceae. The record is from RefSeq and is a predicted model, not a curated record.
GUACAUCCCUCUCGCGCCUUAGGCAGACAAGUAAGUACCCCGGUCUUUCAGGGGUCAUAUCAGGGUAUAUAGAGAGUAUGACUUUCCUGCGAAAUAUCCUACAAGUACUACGCCCUAGAGAACACCCAGCUUCCUAGAAACCAACUCGUAAAAUCAUUACUAUGCCUUCUCCAUACUCACGAGCUCAAACAACCUUCCUUCCCCACCUCUCCGAGAUCAUCCAAGUCUACCCAGAGGGGGAAAGAUGGUGUGCAGGAUACGCUCCAUCACAGGGUCGUCGCUGCCAUCAAUCAACAAAUGCGCGGAACCGGCAAACCGCCAUGUACUUAUUAGAUGAAGGGACAGAAGACCUCUAUGCGGGACGAGACAUCAACGACCUGCUCGAGGCUUUGGCUCCUUACACUCUGUGCACACGGUGGCACAAGUAUCAGGCCCCCGAACUUGCCGCAAAGUGGAAGAGGAAGGUUCAACGAUUCUUGGGCUCCUGUGUGUCUCCUGCGCCUACUCAGCGAACUGCUGGAGAGCGACAACGGACUAGCCCUGCGGCAGGAUCCCGGCGAAUUGUAGAGGUGGAAUGCUCCAAUCUGGAGAACUGGGCUCUAGUCCGUAUUGAGGGGCGUGGAAAUCUACGGACUGUUAGAGCGUCACCAACACCUUCGCAAGAAACUCGCGUCAAUGGACGCGUCACUCAAACCACAAACUCCACCGAUAGACGACACGAGCUCUCUGUGAGUGGUGCUGCAGUUCCAACAGAGGAAAGAACGAAUAGAACAAGAGCAGUAGCCUACAGCUCCCAAGCAGGCCUCCAGGUUGCCUCCGUUGCAGCAUCGAACCGUGGACUGUCGAAUAUACCAACAGCGACUAUUCGCGCGACCUCUAAUCGUGCUCUUCUUGGCAGUGGCUCGAGAGCUGCUCUGUCAUCUACGGCAUCCUCAUGUUCUGGCGAUUCUACUCGCCGACCUAUUGAAGGAGACUGUAGCAUCUGCUUUGAGUCCCUGAAAAAGGCUCACCCUGGAGCUAGGCAUGGCGCUCACCAUGAUACGGAAGACGAGGAAGAACAGCAGGAAAUAUCCUGGUGCAAAGCCCAAUGUGGAGUCAACUACCACGCGACCUGCAUUGAAUCGUGGCUGAAAGUCUCCCCUAAGUCUACAUGUCCGACGUGUCGGAGAGCAUGGAAGGCUUAGGGUUAUAUUGUCUUGUUUCAGUUUGUACAGCAUGUGCGUUUAGGGUUUAGUCUGGUAGACUAAGCUCAAGAUACCCGAUCUCGAAUACCCCGAACAGAGCGUUCGAAAGUUUGAUAGCAUUU